Messenger RNA from Penicillium roqueforti, 1137 nucleotides. RefSeq lists its product as uncharacterized. The transcript is spliced from 3 exons. The record is from RefSeq and is a predicted model, not a curated record. Bases 1 to 1137 code for a protein of 378 amino acids. NCBI's taxonomy places the organism in Eukaryota, Fungi, Ascomycota, Eurotiomycetes, Eurotiales, Aspergillaceae.
AUGUCUGCCGGGAAAACCCCCGCGAUCUUGUCUUGGGUCGAAGAAGUUGCGAGGAGCGUGCCCGAAACCCCGCCUAAUACCGAAAGACUGGUGGAAAACGCUUCAACUCCAGCAUCUCAGCACAAACGCAAGAGGUCGGUGUUUGAAGCCGAGAAUCCGAUGUCGCAGUCAGACCCUCAUAAGAUAUCCUACCGAACUACCUCUGAAACAGCAUCCACCGUUUCCGUCCGCUUAGCUGACGAGAUAAUCUCUCUGGCCCCAUCAAGUUCCGCGGCCAGUCGGGGUGGUGGGCGAUCACGCUCAUCGAGUCCAUCACGCGUGAAGGCUGAACUAGCCACAGCCAUCCCUCGGGUGGUCUAUAUACAUGAAUCCGCCGACCCUAAAAGCCGUGCUGCGAGUCAGCUACUAGCAGAUUUAACACAAGAUUCUGAGUUCAGUGGAAAUGAAGAUGUUGCUCAGAAAAUCUCGAGUGCUUCGUGUCAAUGUGCCACAGAAUUCCGUAGCGAAGGCUCUUGGGUGCAUAAGGUAGCACUGCCGCUAUUGGAGAGCGCUAUUGCAGAACUACCGUUGGAGUGUUGGAGCAUUCAAACAGAGUCCGUUGACCCCCAGUAUCAACCUCGUUAUACAGCCCGCGAUACAUAUAACCGAAAAAUUGAUCUGGUUGUCGGUCUUCCCGUGAACGCUUACGAAGUUCAAUAUGAAAAGGCCGGGUUGCAUACGACAGGGAAAUACUUCAGCCAUAUGACCCAUCCGCACACUGGAAAACGUGUUCUGGGUCCUGGUGUUGAAAUUAAAGCCGCAGAUGGAAAUUUGGUGGAAGCGCAAGUCCAGAUUGGGGUAUGGAUGACAGGACUUCUAAUGUGGGCAUUCGCACAGCGUAAGAGUGUCAAAGAUUUGCCUCCCCUUGUUGGGUGCACUGCUGUUGGAGAAGACUGGAAAUUUUAUAUUGCAACCGGAGUCGAAGAGUCGGGUGUCUUGAAAGAAGUACGCAUCUGGGGCCCUUUAUCUGACUUAGACGGCCGUACCACAAGUGUGAAACAUACCACGUCUCUUUUAGGAACUCUUCGUCGAGUCAUGGAGUACACAAUCGGGCAGUACAAGGAAGGGAUUUUCCGAGCAAUCCCUUCCGUGGUUUAA